GUUAUUCAUAGGGAAAGGUCGAUAUCUUUCACUGCUGUCUUUGUGUCACAGUUGAAGAGUUGAGGAAUGUGGGGAAAACUUUCACUGUAGUUCGACUGUCGCUUUCGUGAUCACCUGAUGGCCAAUCACAACGUGCAAGUGGCACCGUGUGGCUGCGUGACUGUCCAAUCAUGCACUGCAACCACGACUCGUGCGGCAGAGAAGAUUUUCAUCGGGAGAGCGACCAACGAUAUACAGACCAAUUGUGUGUUAUCGGUGCACAUGGAAUGUGAGAGGCUUUUGGAGUGAGCUCGGACAUCCCCCCCUUCCCCCUCCCCUCACACACUCCACCCGUGCCUGGGUGCCCCCUCCUUCCUGGCUGCAGUGACAGUAGGCUAUGGCCACCAGCAGCAGCAGCAGCAGCAGUGACAGGAGCUGUGACAGGAACACUACAGCUCGGCCAGGCUGGGUGGCCUUCAGUGACGACCCCUCCUCCCAUCCAAACGAGGAUCCGCAGACAGAUGAGGAGAGUGGCCUGCCGUUGCCUGACGGAGCCCAGCCCACCUCAAACUCCUCCACCUGGGGAGAGACCUCUGCUCAGCCCCCUCACUCCAGCUCCUGGGUCCAGUUCGAGGAGAAGCCCUGGUCCUCCUCCCCCCCUCCGCCCCCGUUGCAGGUAAAAGGUCCCAGGUACAGCGUUUGCUCCUCUGCCAGUUUCUGGAGUGUGGUGCCCCCCUCUGAAAGCAGCUGGACCACCCAGUCUGAGGAGCAGGGCUCGCUAAGCAUGGGGGCCUCCUCCUGUGACCUCCCAUCUCUCAACGCAGAGAGCCCAUCACGGCCACACUCUUCCAGUUCUUCUGUCUUCCAAGAUGAUGAGGGAGUAACCAUGGAUUCAUUAAACUGGACAUCCAACAACAAGCACACAAAUGGCCAAGCCAACACUCGGUUUGCCAGUUGGGUCACCUUCGAUGAUGACGAGGAGUCCGACUUUCAGCCGUCCAACCGGCCGUCCCGGAUGAACCUGGAUAACCUCAACCACUCGCCCCUACAGGACUCUAACAGCAACCUGAUCGUCUCUUCGGCACAGAACCAGACGGCGGAGCGCCAUCUUUUGGAUCUGACUCCGGACGGAACCGAGCCUGGUUUUGUGCUGAAUCCUGGUCCCUUGAUCCACAGCCCGACUACCUACAGCAAGAAGAACCCUUUCUUUGACGAGGAGUUCUCCGACCUUCUGCCCUCGCCCAUCAACCCCUUCAGCUCCUUCUUCGACCAACAGGAAGUGAAGAAGUCGCAGAGCAACGGAUCCUGUCUGGACAGCCCUCCACUGUUUUCGUACAGCUCGCCGUUCUUUCAGUCCACCGACUCCGAUCUACAGACGGAAUCAGUCUUACUCUUCUCCGCCGUAGCUGACCCCAGUGGUGAUGAUGAGGGGUUGGGUCGAGAUUCCCCCAGAGAUGAGCUUGAUACACUCAGGAACCUUCAGAUCGCCGACCCGGAUGGCUACAUCAGUCCCACGCUGCCUGAUGACCCUGCCGACGCAGCGGACGAAGAGGAGAUGGCGUACAUGCCGAGUCACAUGACGGCUCAGGACGGCUGGCCCAUGCUGCUUCGCAUCCCAGAGAAGAAGAACAUCAUGUCGUCUCGGCACUGGGGGCCCAUCUAUGUCCGUCUUAGCGACUCUGGGCACCUGAGGCUCUUCUACGAGAGGGGCCUGGAGAAGCCCUUCAAGGAGUUCCAGCUGCGUGCUCACCAUGAGCUAUCCGAACACAAGCUGCAGAAUUACGAUGACAGCGGACGCGUGCACACCCUCAGCAUAGACCAUGUGAUAUACAAGGAGAAGCGCAAGAUCCAGCCCAAGGUGUCUGUGGUGCACCUACCCUCUAGAGAGCAGCUAGUGAAGCUAGGGACUAAGAAUUAUGAGGACUUUCUGAGCUUCAGACACGCACUGCAGGAGCGGCUGGUGGGAUUGCCCACAGAUGUGGGCUCUCCAUGUCCCCCUGUGAGCUACUCCGAGGAGGAAGUGGCUGUGGAGGUACGAGAUGAGUUCUACGGGACGGUGUCCAAAGGGGACUGCCGGAUACUCAAUCAUCUGGUUCUCACGCGGGUCAGCAUGCUUGUAUUUGCAUCCGGUUCUCCAGCCUGCCGAAUUGGGCUCAACGACGUUCUGGUGAAGGGCAAAGAAGUCGUGUCGAGGCACGAUAUCAUCCCCAACACCACAACACGUUGGAUCCGACUCCGAGAAUGUCGAUUGCAUCACUCCAUCGACCAGCAGGAUUUCGCAGAGUCUCAAGCUAUUUCCUUCAACCCCCCCAUCGGGCGGCGGUUCGAACUGUUGCAAUUUCGCACAGCGUUCGCCGAGAAAACGCUCCCCUUCACAGUGCGAACGGUGGCCAGCAUCAAGGGCGCGGAGGUGGAGCUGCAGUCCUGGCUGGUGAUGUCCACUGGCUUCUCCUCCAACCGAGACCCCCUUACAUUAAUCCCGUGUGAAAAUGUGAUGAUCCGCUACCCCAUACCUGAGCUCUGGGCCAAGAACUUCCGCAGGGAGAGCGUCACGGGGGAGAAGUCACUGAAGGCCCGCUUCAACAAAGGAGCCAGCUUCGGAUCCACCAGCACAUCUGGGUCGGAACCAGCCAUGAGGGUGACUCUGGGAACGGCCAAGUACGAGCAAGCGUUCACCUCGGUGGUAUGGAGGAUCAGCCGUCUACCAGACAAAAACUCAGCGCUGAGCCACCCUCACACGUUCUUCUGCCACCUGGAGCUGGGCUCGGACUGGGAGGUGCCCAAGCAGUUCCACUGCCAGGUGGAGGUGGAGUUCGACAUGCCUGCCGCUUGUGCCUCCAAGGCCACCGUACGCUCUCUGUCUGUCGGGGACAAAACCGACAUCAAGAAGUGGAUCACCUACAGGUCCCACUUCUCUUACAAGGUGGACAUUGAGCAGAAGGGUGACGGUAACUUAGAGGGUCCUGGAGGUGACAAGCCGGGACAGUGCUCACAUCAGUGAGGGAGUGAGGACGAGCCAUCAUGUGCACAUCCCCGCCCCGCCGCCCCCCUCCUCGUACUCCUCACAUUAACAAUGCCAGGAUUCACUGGAAGAUGCACUAUGAUAAAACACAGAUGUAGUAUGCGGACCCUGGACUGCUAUGAGCUGAAAUGGGGCCAAGGCCCAGGUGGGGCACACAAGUACGUACUGUAAGGUCAAUCUGGCCUGCUUGAUCAACAACAUGAGCGCUCCAACUUGCACAACUCUCCAGUAUGAGUAGCGCUUUGAAUGGUCAACGCAGGCCUUUUCUGCCCUCAUGCCCUUUGCAUUGUGGUCAUUUUUUACCCAAUUGAUUAGGUGAGUAAUUGGGUGAACUCUUUGGUUGUAUGUGAGUCCAUUUGUUUAGUAGAUCGCCCGCGGACCAGCAGGUUUGCACAUUGUAAGCCUGAUCAAAUAACGUGAUUGAAAUGUUUAGUUAAAAAAUCUUUGCUUUGAUAAAAUAGUUCUGUAACUGUAAUAUGACCCACAUUCCGAGUCAACUGUGGUGUAUUGAAUAGGUUGGCAUUUGGACAACACAGUAUUCAUUUCAAUAAGACUAUUGGAUCAAAAAGUGCUCUUAAUUUUGAGUGGUAAAUUCGGGGAAUAGGGUAUGAAUAAAUAGGUGGAUAGAUAAAUAGGUAUUAAUUAAGUUAUUUCCUGGCUUUUCCACAGUAUGGUUUUCUCUUUCAUUUGUCUAUGGUGUCGGUUACGUCUCUCCUGUAUGUCAAAACUACAUUAACCAUUAGAACCCUUAGCCAUCGUUCAGCAUAUGAUGGGUAUUUACUGCUAAAAAUCCAGGCUACAAUGCUACAGCGAUAUAGGUGAGGGAAGAAAUUUGGUCUGAAGUGUAGUUGAGUUGCAUGUUUGAUCUGCCACUGACAAACCGUGAAUUUCACUUCUAGAAAAAGCCUUAAUACUGUUGUGUUUUUUUUCCUUUCAAAACACAAGACAACAGACGUAAGUCUUGGUAUUCUUGGCAAAAACAUAGUGAGAUUUCACAGACAGACCCAUAGGGGAGAGAAAUCAGGCAGGGCUGUUACAGACUCAACAGUAAUGAUGCUGCUGUUAUCUCUAAGUCAUGUUGUUGCAUUUGGAAUAUACACCUUGCAUUGAGUAUGUAAGAGCCCUACAGAGUGAGGACAGUUUACAAAAUAUGAAAUGAUUAUUUUUGCUCCAGUAUGAUGUUGCUAUGUGUCUUUUUUCACUGGGCAUUUGUAAAGCUACUGAAAGGUGUGUGUACUCUUAACAUGGUCUGUCUCCGUGUACUAUGGAAUGUGCGUUUUUUACUACUAACAAAAAGAAACAGUGCUGCACUGGAUAUUGUGGAAAAAAAUGCAAUGUUUGUAUAAUCCCCACCACCUUUUUGUUUUUAGAUUUUUUUAAAGUAAAUUAUGAAACAGACAUUACCACUGUAUGAAUUUCAUUUUGUCAUCAUUUGAUAAUGUCAUCAUUUGAUAUAUCUAGUUUUUUUUCAGGCAAUGGCAACGGAUUUAGAAGUGUACAUAGACCAGGUUCCAGUGAAGUAGCGUAAACUGACUGACUCAUGGUCCAUACGUUUCAGAACUGCAUGAUUUAACAAUAAAUACGACGUCUUCAGCCAAA
Messenger RNA from Clupea harengus (Atlantic herring), 4600 nucleotides. It is a transcript of the gene ston2, whose product is annotated as stonin 2. Lineage: Eukaryota; Metazoa; Chordata; Actinopteri; Clupeiformes; Clupeidae. The record is from RefSeq and is a predicted model, not a curated record. Gene Ontology annotation, biological process: endocytosis; regulation of endocytosis.